Molecule: messenger RNA, 751 nt
Organism: Gastrolobium bilobum
Lineage: Eukaryota; Viridiplantae; Streptophyta; Magnoliopsida; Fabales; Fabaceae
Product: zinc finger AN1 domain-containing stress-associated protein 12
Exons: 2
Coding region: 79-660 (193 amino acids)
Cellular component (GO): cytoplasm
Molecular function (GO): zinc ion binding
Source: RefSeq, a predicted model, not a curated record
ACAUUCAUAAAGAAACAAACCUUAUUCAUCGAUUUUCAUUCUUUCACAAGUCACAAAAACCUCUUCAAUAUCAAAUCCAUGGCAUCAGGGGGAACAGAAGCUUUCCCAGAUUUGGGUAAACACUGUCAACAACAUGAUUGCAACCAGCUAGAUUUCCUUCCUUUCGCAUGCGACGGUUGCAAACUGGUGUUCUGUGUGGAACACAGAUCCUACAAGUCCCAUGCGUGCCCGAAAUCCGACCACAACAGCAGAAAAGUGGUUGUUUGCGAAACAUGUUCCAUGUCCAUUGAGACCACAGGCCAUGUGGGACAAGAUGAGGAGGCAAUCUUGAAGAGGCAUUACAACUCUGGAAACUGUGACCCCAACAAGAAGAAGAAACCCAUUUGCCCCGUUAAGCGCUGCAAGCAGAUUUUGACGUUUUCUAAUAACAGUACUUGUAAAACUUGCAAUGUUAAGGUGUGUCUCAAGCACCGUUUCCCUGCUGAUCAUGCUUGUAGGAAAGGAGUUUCACCCUCCUUCUCAUCUUCUGCUGUUACUGAUGGAAGGGGGAACAAUCGGUUCUUGGCUGCUGCUCUGGCUUCAAAGAAAGAACAAGACUGUGGCAAGAGUGCUGGUCCUCGUUCUACUACUACUAGUUCUCCUUCUGUUAAGGCUUGUUAAAUUGAUAAUUGCUUAGCGUGUGAAUUGUGUAAUUCUUGAGUUGUUAUUGAUGGCAAUGGAUGAUAAUUGCAAUUUGAAUGUUGAAAUUGAG